GCCAGUUAUGCAUAAACGGUUGUAAGGUGCCAAGCACGGGAGGAAGGCGCAUAGCUCGCCCAGUGUGGUUCAGUGUCAGUGUUAUACAGUGAAUGUACACGGUCGAUUUCAGUGGACUUGUACGACAAGGAAGGGUGUGGAGCACCGAGAGCCCUUUUCCGUGGUCGACAUUGAUCUUCGCUGUGGCCAAAAGUAUUGAGUGAGAAUGCGUAAAUUUUGACGACGUGUGACGGUCACGCUCAGGAUUACGUUACUCGUUAUGAGUUUUCCCGUAAGUUUGUUUAACGAUCGAAACGUUCCGUGCAGUGAUCGUAGAACAAUUCGGCAAGUGGAUACCGAGACCUGUAACCUCGAGAAAUAGAAAGGGAACGGAAGAAAAUAACGGUGACGUGCCUGCGUGUAUGUGUGCGAGGAUAUUGUUGCGAGGAAGUCUUCGACAAUAUUUGGAGAGUACAGGACGUAACGUAACGUAACUAGAAGCAUGCCCGGUAAUCGAGGAAGUGCCGUGCUCGGCGUAAUGCCACCGCACUAUUUACACGAGUUGCCGGCGGAAGACGAGGAACGGCUCGAGAAGAUAUUUCAAAACUUAGAUCAGGACGGAAACGGGAAAAUAGACGUGAAAGAUUUGUCGAAAGCGCUCCGCGAGGUCGGAGUCGACAAAUACUAUUAUGCCGAGGAAUUCUUGGCUCGGUCGGACAGCACAAAAAGUGGCGAUAUUAGUCUCGCGGAAUUCAUACAUUAUGUCCGCGAGCAUGAAAAAAAUUUACGUCUACAAUUCACUCAUCUUGACAAAAACAAGGACGGAAGAAUUGACUUGGAGGAAUUAAUAAGAUCGUUCGAAGAGCUAGGGAUAAAGAUGGACUAUGACGAAGCGAAGAAAUUACUGCAACGAAUGGACAAAGAUGGAAGUCUUACUAUUAGCUUCAACGAGUGGCGAGAUUUUCUACUUUAUGCACCAAGUACCGAUCUCCUGGGCCUCAUUGAAUACUGGCAUCAUACGAACUAUAUGGAUAUUGGAGAGGACAUUGGCGUCCCCGAAGAUUUCACGACUAGCGAAAUGGUCUCUGGAAUGUGGUGGCGACACUUGGUGUCCGGUGGUGUAGCGGGUGCUGUUUCACGUACGUGUACCGCGCCUUUGGAUCGGAUUAAAGUGUACUUGCAGGUACAUGGAACUCGACACUGCAAAAUAACGAGUUGCUUCAGGUACAUGCUCCGUGAAGGGGGAUCGACUAGCCUCUGGAGAGGGAACGGUAUAAACGUACUUAAAAUCGGACCUGAAAGUGCGCUAAAAUUCAUGGCGUAUGAACAAAUUAAGAGAGCAAUUAAAGGAAAUGACGUACGAGAGCUCGGACUGUAUGAACGAUUAAUGGCAGGAUCUUUAGCAGGAGGAAUCAGUCAGUCAGCUAUAUAUCCAUUAGAGGUACUCAAAACUAGAUUUGCACUUAGAAAAACUGGUGAAUUUGCCGGUUUACUUGAUGCAACAAAGAAAAUAUAUAACCAAGGAGGUCUAAAAUCUUUUUACAAAGGUUACAUCCCAAAUUUAAUAGGGAUCCUUCCAUAUGCUGGCAUUGACCUGGCUGUAUAUGAAACUUUAAAAAAUAGGUAUUUACGUACACACGACAAAAACGAACCACCACCGUUUUGGAUAUUAUUACUAUGUGGAACCACUUCUAGCACAGCUGGUCAAGUGUGUUCAUAUCCGUUAGCUUUAGUUAGGACACGAUUGCAAGCCGAUAUAGCUCCAGAUAAAUCUCCUAACACCAUGGUUGGUGUUUUUAAAGAUAUUAUUAGAAAAGAAGGUGUCCGUGGAUUAUACAGAGGUUUAACACCAAAUUUCUUGAAGGUGGCUCCAGCUGUAUCAAUUAGUUAUAUAGUCUACGAGAACUUCAGAGGGCUAUUAGGUGUCAAUAUGACGUGAUGAAGAUUUAUAUUAGGUAAUAUUAAUUUUAUUAAAUUAUUCUUUAAAUCUAUCUAAAGAUAUAUAAGCCAUUCAAUCAUCGGCUAGUGUAAUAAGCAAUUCGGGCACAUUCUGCCCUUUGUUGAACGUAACGUCGCUUAUUUAUUGUUAACUUGAGGCUUUUCCAAUUAUUUGAGCGUUCACUAUUUCUAUUUUUCCCGGACGUAUCAAGCUAUCGUCGUAUACCAAUUAAUACACGUUUGUGAAAGAUUUCAAUCAAGAGGCUACUUACAAUAAAAUGGCCAGUAUAGGGAAUUUGAAAUAACUUCUAAUUCAUUUCUGCAUGUACCUAAUGCAUAUUGUAUGUUCGGUAGAUCGCAUUAAUGAUUUGAUUAUAGUCCCUGUUGAUAACUUUCAUUCAUAUCUUUUUUUCUCUAAGAAACAGAACGCAUGUGUAGAUCUUUAAUUUCAAACGAUAGUACAAAUAUCUUCAGAAAAUAAGUAUUACGACUUAAUUUCAUUUUAUCUUUUCUUUUAGUUAUUAAAAUGUAAAAGAAAAUGAAAUUUUUCACACACCAUUUACAAAAUGUUCUAAAAACGAUUUAACAUAUAUAUAUAUAUAUGUACUCAUAUAUAUGUAUAUAUAUAUAUGUAUUGGUAAUACGAAACAUGGUUACAAAUAUACUAGAAAAUGUUACAAAUUGUGAAAAUAGGGGGGGAGUAGGGUUAUAUUGAUACUGUGAUAUGUAUGGUUAUAAGCUAAAUUGGAAAUGUGAUUCAGAGCAUAACAUUCAUUCAUCGAUUGUAAGAAAAUUUAUUUAAUUUUUCUUAAUUCUAUCGUCCAGUUACGCGUUGACAAAUAAUAAUAAUAAUAAUAAUAAUAAUAAUAAUCUCUCGGCAACCAAAAUGUUAUGCUAUGAAUUGCAAUUAGAAAACUGUACGUUUCAUCGAUGUUUUUUAUAGUUCAUGUAUUAAAAUUUACUUCACAAACGGCGUUAUUUAUCACACGUUUGUUCCAACAUAAUUCAUUCUUUAACUAUUGAAUUUUAUGAACAAGCUGUGUAUAUCGUGUAUAUUAUAAAUAUGUACAGUGAUGCUUUAUGGAAGUGUAUCGUCGCAAGAUAGUAUUUAUAGCCACGUCUAUUCACUUUUACUUUUUGAAGUAAUAGCAAGAAUAAUUACAAAUGACAAGUGAUGGUGGUAAUGGUCUGUAAUCUUCGUAAUGCAUUCUGAAUGAACGCGAGCUAACAUUUAUGGAACAAGUUUUAUAAAAUUAGAGGACCUUAUCACUAUUUUCCAUCAACUUUCACAUGGGCAAAAAUCUGCUUAAAUGCAAAAUCACAGAACCCGCGUUUUGGGUAAUUCUAGCAUUUACAUUUUAAGUACAUUUUACAAGAAAGUAUCGUAAUUCGAGUUAACAUCUGGUGUAAUUUUACGUUAUAAGACAGUCAUGAUAUUUUCAGAAGAAAUACUUUGUAAAUAAUUCUUAUAAGUUAAAAGGGAGCUAUACAAAAUUUCUUUUUAAGUACGAAAAUCAAACAUAUUAUAUAGCAUUAUACAAUUUUUUUACAAAAUUUAUAUCCACUCCAAAUUCAGGAAUAGUGCGAAUUGGUGAGAAAUAUUUUGGUUCUUUUUAUGGCUCGAUGUUCAUGUACACGUAAGACUUUUGUAAAAAAUAAACAUAAUUUAUACAUUAUUGUAAAACAAUUUGGUUCCUAAGUAGUUAACACUGGUUGUCGAUUUUGACUGGUAGCAGAUUAUGUAUACAUGUUUAGUUACAUGAUGCAAACGAUCUUCCUGCCUCAACCUAUUAUACAUAUAUGUAUAUAUAUUAAUAAUAAUAAUUAUAUUAAUUCCAUUUAAGAAUAUA
Molecule: messenger RNA, 3767 nt
Organism: Megalopta genalis
Lineage: Eukaryota; Metazoa; Arthropoda; Insecta; Hymenoptera; Halictidae
Source: RefSeq, a predicted model, not a curated record